This is a messenger RNA of Anthonomus grandis grandis, 465 nucleotides long. RefSeq lists its product as uncharacterized. The record is from RefSeq and is a predicted model, not a curated record. The transcript has 2 exons. NCBI's taxonomy places the organism in Eukaryota, Metazoa, Arthropoda, Insecta, Coleoptera, Curculionidae. Gene Ontology annotation, molecular function: nucleic acid binding. Bases 1 to 465 code for a protein of 154 amino acids.
AUGGGCGACUUGUCCAUUAAAAGGCUAAAUCCUAGACAGCCAUUUGAAAUGGUACGCUUGGAUUAUGCAGCUAAUUCUGAGCUAAAAGAAUUAGGCAAAUUUUUCAGAGAUCAUAAGAAUGACAUUGAAGAGUAUGCUAAUAUGGCCAAUAUUACUUGGAAGUUUAUUCCACUAUACUCUCCUCACUUCGGGGGUUUGUGGGAAGCAGGAGCUCGAAGUACCAACCACCAUCUUAAAAGAGCUAUAGGUGAUACCUUACUCACCUUCGAGCGUUUUUAUACACUAUUGGUGCAGGUGGAAUCCGUACUCAACUCACGACCUCUCUCGCCCUUAUCCUCUAAUUCAGACGAUUUUGUUCCCUUAACUCCAGCACAUUUUCUUACCGGUAAAUCUCUCACCUCAGUGCCAGAGUAUGACGUCAGUACUAUUGCAGAAAACAGAUUGUCCCUUUAUCAGCAUAUCUAG